CCUUUCUUCUUCCUCGUUUUCCACGCUCUUUCGAUCGACAACCACGGAAAUCCAGAAACCCUUGGAUCCAUGGCGCUGGAGUGGGUGGUGCUCGGCUAUGCCGCGGCGGCGGAGGCGAUUAUGCUCCUCCUCAUCACCCUCCCCAUCCUCGGCGCUCUUCGCAAGGGCUUGAUCGCCGUCGUCCGUUCUGCUCUCAGGCCGAUGCUCUCAAUCGUCCCCUUCUGCCUCUUCUUGCUCAUGGAUAUCUACUGGAAGUACGAGACCCGGCCGACGUGCGAUCAGGAGCACGCCUGCACGCCGACCGAGCACCUGCGGCACCAGAAAUCGAUCAUGAAGAGCCAGCGCAACGCUCUUCUCAUCGCCUCCGCCCUCGUCCUCUACUGGCUCCUCUUCGCCGUCACCAACCUUGUUGUCAAGGUCGAGCAGCUCAAUCAGCGGAUCGAGAAGCUCAAACGGGAGGACUGAUCUCGUCCCCAUAUCAGGCUCGCCUCCUUCCUUCCUCUCUUGUUUCGAUUGCUACUUUUCUGAUAAUGUUGCUUUAAUCUAUAGGGCUUUUCUUGCCCCUUUUUGUUUUAGUGUUUCUCUUGGCGUUUGAUCGAUGUAUGGAUUUUGAUUUGAAUACUCUUGUCACUAUAUGCAUAUUUCUUCUUCUUGUUGUUCUUA
Messenger RNA from Dioscorea cayenensis subsp. rotundata (Guinea yam), 663 nucleotides. RefSeq lists its product as uncharacterized. Gene Ontology annotation, cellular component: endoplasmic reticulum; endoplasmic reticulum membrane. Gene Ontology annotation, biological process: intracellular protein transport; endoplasmic reticulum to Golgi vesicle-mediated transport. The coding region runs from base 70 to 465 and encodes 131 amino acids. The transcript has a single exon. Lineage: Eukaryota; Viridiplantae; Streptophyta; Magnoliopsida; Dioscoreales; Dioscoreaceae. The record is from RefSeq and is a predicted model, not a curated record.